This is a messenger RNA of Triplophysa dalaica, 1590 nucleotides long. RefSeq names its product nth-like DNA glycosylase 1 (gene nthl1). Gene Ontology annotation, cellular component: nucleus. Gene Ontology annotation, biological process: base-excision repair; base-excision repair, AP site formation; nucleotide-excision repair. Gene Ontology annotation, molecular function: oxidized pyrimidine nucleobase lesion DNA N-glycosylase activity; DNA-(apurinic or apyrimidinic site) endonuclease activity; DNA binding. The coding region runs from base 107 to 1582 and encodes 491 amino acids. The transcript is spliced from 6 exons. The record is from RefSeq and is a predicted model, not a curated record. NCBI's taxonomy places the organism in Eukaryota, Metazoa, Chordata, Actinopteri, Cypriniformes, Nemacheilidae.
AGGUGCGUUACAUGAUUUCGACAGUUUGUUGCGAGAUGUUGUGCUGCUUGAGAUAUGCGUCUUGGGGAAAAUUAAUAACGCUUUAUUUGUGAAGGGAGGUUUGGGAAUGUGUGUUAAUUUGUCGACGCAAGUCCAGACUUCGUAUUUUUGUGCGUUUCGCCGUUUGGGUGUAAAAAUGAUCUCUCCGUAUUUCACCGAAUCAGCUGCUGGUGGAGAAACUUUUGAAACUGACACAAAGAGGAAAAUAAACACAGGAAUUCGUAGAUUGAGAUCCAGGGUGUUGAAAUCAGAAGAUGCUGCAGUCAGCGUGAAGGCAGAGAUGCACGAGCGCAGUAUUACAGAUGCGCAAACAUCUGCAGAUCCUCUAUCAAACAGCAACGAAACUAUCACCAAAGUAAAGGCAAAUGAUGAUGAAGCCCCUCUGCGUUCACCUAAAAAAACGAGACGGGGUCAUGUGAAAGUGGAGUAUGAGGAGGAAGGGGUGGGGCUGAAGAGGGAGCACUGGGAGCCGUGUGAUUGGAGAACACAGCUGUCAUUUAUCCGGGAGAUGAGGAGCAAGCGGGAUGCCCCUGUGGAUCAGAUGGGAGCUGAGAAAUGUUAUGAUGCUGAAGCACCGCCUGAGGUUCGUCGGUACCAGGUGUUGAUCUCUUUAAUGUUAUCCAGUCAGACGAAAGAUCCCGUCACAGCCGGUGCCAUGCAGAGAUUACGUGAGCGCGACCUCACCACGGACUCGAUUCUCAACAUGGAUGAUGAUACGCUGGGCAAACUUAUAUAUCCAGUGGGCUUCUGGAGGACAAAGGUGAAGUACAUAAAAAAGGCCACGGAUCUGAUCCAACGGGAGUUCGGUGGUGACAUUCCUAACACAGUGGAGGGUCUGAUGCGCCUUCCGGGCGUCGGACCUAAAAUGGCCCACCUAGCCAUGGACAUCGCCUGGGACAGCGUGUCAGGGAUUGGUGUGGACACCCACGUCCACCGAAUCUCAAACAGGCUUGGCUGGACCAAGAAAGAGACGAAGAUGCCAGAGGCAACGCGGAAGGCCCUCGAGGAUUGGUUACCACGAGACCUGUGGAGCGAGAUCAACUGGCUGCUGGUCGGUUUCGGGCAGCAGGUGUGUUUACCUGUCGGACCCCUUUGCUCCAUGUGUCUGAAUCAGUACACCUGUCCAUCCGCUCACCGUGCCUCCCCCAAAAAGAUCAAAGCAGGCUCACCAAAAUCCCCAAAGAUACUAACGUCUCCAACACCAAGGGUCAAAGAGGAGAUGUCAGACGUGCCUGCUUACGGCUCCCCUUCUCAGAGGAGGACGACUCAACAAGACGUUUCAGAAAAGGAGCUUCAAACAAAAUCCUCUUUUUGUACUGAAGAACAUGGGACUGAAGUGAAAACAGAGGUUCCAGGAGACGAUAGAGAAGGAGGCGCAUCUCUCCCCAGAGAGAGACACAGAGGAAAGAGGCGAAUGAAAGCUCCUCCCUCACAUCGGACACAACGAUUAAAAUCUCAGUAUAAAAUACUAAAUAGCAAGUUAGAUAUAAAUAGUAUAAACGAAUCUGAAAAUUGUAUGUGUUUAUUCAAUGUUUUUGAAUAAAAGUACCG